Molecule: messenger RNA, 15672 nt
Organism: Ylistrum balloti
Lineage: Eukaryota; Metazoa; Mollusca; Bivalvia; Pectinida; Pectinidae
Product: probable E3 ubiquitin-protein ligase HECTD4
Exons: 61
Coding region: 1-12915 (4304 amino acids)
Molecular function (GO): ubiquitin-protein transferase activity
Source: RefSeq, a predicted model, not a curated record
AUGUCGGGUAUAUUCCAAGACAAUUGUCAAUGGCUUUCCGUCACGGAGGAAACCCUGUUUCUGCACGACGGACUGAUCAGGGUCACAGAUUUAGUAGAACUUCCUCGUGAUGUUAAUAGUUCCUCAGAAGGUGACAAUGAAGUCGUUACGUUUGAUUUGAAGACACCGAAAGAAUUAAGUGAUCGAUUGCUUGCUGUUUGUGGUACUCAAAAUAAUGCUUACUCUAGGUUGCUCGAAUAUCGCUUGAAUGCACUUAGGGGCUAUUGGAAUGCACAAAGGCAAGUGUUGAUCGACGAACAACAGGACCGAGAUAACUCCACGCACGAGGAAACAAUAGCACUUUUGAAGAAGCAAGGUAUAUUUAAAGAUCCAGAACAAGCUUCAUUUUCUACUCGAAUCAGUGUGCUCUUGGUGAUUCCACUUUUACAAUCUCAAAGUAGAGUGGAUCCUAACCUUUGUGGCGUCACAGCAGAGCUUCUUUUGAACUGUCUCAGGGAUUGUGCUCCAUUGACUUUAUUUAAGGAACCGGGUGAUUGCUUGAGAGGUCUUGAAAAUCUUCUUUGUACUUGGCUUGGAGAAGAUACCAGUGAUGUUGCCAAUAAACAAUUGGUUAAAGAUGCUGCACAGCGUAAAAAUACAGCUGCAGCACUUGUUGCACUUGCUUGUGCAAGAGGUCACCUAAAGACGUUCAUACACACAGUACACCUUCUUCAGUCACUCUCAGACUUGGACAGUUUGCCUGUAGCUGACAUACUCACACGACUUCUGGAAACAGAGGGUGGUCAGACUCAGCCCACAGCCAUACUAGGCACUAAGCAUGUCCUUUGUUGGGGCUUUGAGGACUUACUUGGAGGAGCUGAUAAGGAGACGACCAAUGGGAAUAAAGAUAGCAAAGACAGUGAUGUUGGGCGCAGCAUCACUUGUGAUGGAGUAUUUCUCUAUACAACCAAUUCACAGGGAAAAGGUUUAGCUAAGAUGGGAACUGGACUUCAUGGCUCCCUCAGAGGUUAUGUGUAUGCUAGAAACGCUGACUUAGGCCCAGGGAAAGUUGCCUUUGGUAAUGGUAUACUACUCUACAGACCACAGACUUAUGACCAGGAAGCAAAUCUCACAAAUAUGUGUCAGCUCAUUGACAUCAACUCCUUACAGUGUGUGAAGACGGUACCCAAACCCGAGGAGUACCUCCACGAGGGACCUCAGACAACUAUAGCAUUUUGUAGUGAUGCUACCUACUUCUAUUGGCUGUGGUGUCCUGGCCUCGCCUCAGACAAAAGCGUGAAAGGACUCAAUGUGUAUCUAGAUGUCUUCUCCCUUGAGGUUUGGGAGAGUAUCAAGCCACUACAACCUCGUGUGAUUCUGCAGAAGAAGGAUGAAACCAGUGCCAAAUCCAUUAAUGAAACACUGCUCUCCCGUUUACGUCCCUUUAGAGGGAACUCUUCAGCUGCUACUCUUGUAGCACUAACAGGAGGGGAUUCUACACCAGGAAGAAAAGAUGAUUCAACGCUGAUGGUGGGGAGCACCUCUUGUGGUGUGUCCAUGAAGAGUCUGGUGAAAGCCCCCGUGUACUGUGAUGGCAGUACCUUGGUGGUACUCACACCCAUGUCUGGUACUGGUGGUAACAGCUCAGCUUCUCGUUCACUGUUUGGUACAGGAGGCAAUCUCUCAGGUUUUAGAUUGUUGGCAAGUAAUCUGUGUUUCAAUGUGAAAGAUGGCCAGUUUAACACCAGGAUAGACCUGACUGAUGCUCCUACUUGUUCCCUGGGGAGGGGCGCUCCCCUGGCUGGACUUGGCCUUUGUUUUGACGUAACUAAUAACUCUAUAUGGAUGUCCAGCAAUGAUUGGGUGGAUCAGUUCUAUAACCAUGGCCACCAGGCACCUCACCAUAUCAACCGACGUCUCAAAAUAUCACCGCCUGGUCCACUCCAGUCAGAUGGAAACAAUAUAGAGACUGAGGUGGUGAUUAAACACAUUCUGCACCACGUAGGAAGUAUGUGUUUACACCAGAUCAACAACGACUUGCUGCACACACCGCUUGGCUCCUACAUUCUCCAGCAGCAUCCUGCUGAUUUAACACACAUGACACGGAUCUGUCACAUCCUGCAGCGCUCUAUAGAGAGACAAGACAGUCAGGUUGUCAUCUGUACACUCAUCAUCUUACAGUUAAUAUUCAAGAUCAGUAUGUUUAAGAGGGAGAGAGAAGGAGAGGUGCAGCUCUUACAGAAAGCCAGCUCUCUAGUAUGGCACUUGUUAACUGAUUACCCUCAGUUAUCUCAGGACGACCCAAAACUGACUGCAGUCCAGAACGAGGCAUGUGAGGUCUUAACGUCUGGGCUACAUGUCCUCUACCCAAAACCUGAGGAUAAAAACAAGCUUCUCUUCCAGCUUCUUUCUGAUGGUGGCCAGAAUCCAUCGCUGAAAAACCUGAGGAAUAUGAUUCUGAUUGACUUGUCAGAGAAGCUUCGUGCCCAGGCUCUGUCUCGGGAUGAGAUGAAGUAUGUCCGGUUAAAAGAUGACCUUGUUAAUUACAUACUGAAGACAGCGGUCAAGGAGUCCUGUAUGUUGUUACGGGAGUCACUCACCCUGGACAAAGCCCAGUUUGAGGUCCUGCAGGCCUCUGUUCCGCAUGCUUCAUCAUGUCUGCGCUUUAUGAUGGCACUGCAGUCACAUCUUUUACGAGAAGUUGUUCUUCUGAAAUCUCCAGACAAUGGAGAUGAGAGUCAGGCAGAGUAUGAGACAGAACUCAGGGAGUUGCAGUUGAUGAUAAUUACUUUAGCAUCUAGCAUCUUUGAUGGUUCAUGUCAGGUGUUGGAGGUGCUGCUGGAGACCUGUAACUCUAUCAUAACACAGUACAAAGAUGACCUGGAAUGUCGGCUCCAGGGACUUGAGCGAAUUUCAAAGGCAACCAUUCUUGGUCACUUGCUGCCUGCCCUUUUAACUACAAUGACACACUCUAAUUUACGUUGGCUAUCUUUGGCCGAUACACUCAUGCCAAAACUUGUCCACCUUGUUGUACUGACAAGUCAGGCUGCCUUACUGCUGAAAAGUCAAGUCCAGGCUGUUAUACAGGAAGAGAUGGAUACAGAGUCAGAUCUUGAGGUCAUCGACCUGAUUGGUCAACCGAUCAAUACCUCUAUGAGUGAAUUGAAAGACAAGGAGGAGCAAGGUUUCCUGGCUGGCCUCAAGAUCCCUGCCCCUUGGGCAUCAGGCAAAGCUCUGGAGAGCAUCCACCCUGUACGAGAUAACUACAAGUUUAAAGAGACUGUACAUAUCCCAGGGGCUCGCUGUCUAUACUUGAGGUUUGACCCAAGGUGCUCGUCACAGUAUGAUUAUGACAAGCUGGUGCUGUAUGCUGGAUCAACAACCAGUGCUAAAAAGGUGGCAGAGUAUGGAGGGAACACGUUUGGUUUUGGCAGCAGGAGUGUGCUUGGUUCAGGCUGGCCCAAAGACCUUGUCAAGGUUGAUGGUGACAGUGUGACAUUCUCCUUUGAGAUGCGGAGUGGCCGUGAGCAUAACACUCCAGAUAAGGCAAUGUGGGGAUUCCAUGUUACGGUUCGGGCUCAGGAGUCGACAGAAGAGGUGUCCAGUGGUCUCCCUUUCCUGGCAGACUUGGCCCUUGGUCUGUCUGUUCUGGCCUGUACAAUGCUUCAGCUGCUGUACCAUGGACCAGAAACAUCCCGAGAGGAGGGUAGCUGUGCUCACCUACUCAAGUCAAAGUUCCUACAGAGGUGUGUGUGGCAGUCCCCAUCAGUACUGACGUUGUCCCCCUCCAGUUCCCCUCAGCAGGUUGACACACAAUCCCCUCUCCCCAGGGUCAGACUCCCUUCAGAGGUCCUUCAAGGCCUUCGUAAACUCUCCAAGCGUCAAAGGGUGCCACUCAGACAGAGCAUCAGGGAGAUUCUACAGCCAGAAGAUUUGGAGGAGAGAAUAGUGUCGACUGUGAUAAAACAUCUGUCUUUAGAAGAUACAGUACACCAUAUCAUGUCCGAGGAACGGGAACACUCGGACGAGUUCUCACUGCUGUGUGUUGUGGUGGAGGAAGUGUACCGCCGAUUCAACACCCUGAUGAGACAGUUGCAGGGCCUGGCCGAUCUAGAACAGAGAUGGUACAAUGAGGUACAGGAACAUAAAGCUGACAGUCAACAGACUCCUCCAUUUUUCCAUGAUUAUCAUCUACAGGAGGGUAACAUGAAGGAGCUCAAUAUGCUGUGCUUUGUAAAGGAUGUCCAGUUAGACCCUGCUGAGGUGGAGGAGGCCAUGAAGAUGUUAAGAUCAAAGUUUGAUGAGGAUGUCAGAUCAAAUGAGGUUGUCGCCAAGGAGAUGUGUAUGGUACGAACUAAACAUAUUGUAAGAGGAAUCAUGUCCAGACUUGACCUGCUACUACAGGUGACCAUUACCCCACAUUACAGUGAGAUGAUGACCAGGACGGUCUCCCACUACUCAGAAAUUCCACAGACAGGUGCUUCAGUGAGGUCUGAUACUGACAUGGCACAGUCUGUCCAUGUUUUAUCACGGAGUCUGUCAGCUCCAACGGGUGUGGAGAGUAUUUAUGAUGACAGGAAGCGUCAUGGCCAGAGGAAAGGCCCAGCAUCUGUACUCCAAGAACUGGUGGAGGAUGACAACAAGGACAUACCCCCGCAUGUGGUGUUAGUGGAUCAACUCUUUUCCUUUAUAGGAAGUGACCCUGAAAAAGCUAUUUCCAGUAAGGACUUCUUGUCUGCGGCUCAGACACGCUGGCGUCGUGGCAACACACGUAAACAGGCACUUGUACAUAUGAAGGAGUUACUGAUGGCGGCAUCUCGUGUUGGAGGUGCCACUCACCUGGUGGCAGCAGUCACAGCUGUCUUACAACAUGGUCCAUGUGUUGAAGAACUGACCUGUGGUGGGAUGGUGAAUCAGGUGAGAGAAGCUUUUGCAGAAACCAUGACAUCUGUGGUACAAUUGGCUGCUCGGUAUCCCAUCGCCUGCUGUAAUAGUAUCGGUCUGCUCUGUAUCAUACCCUACACAAGGGCGGAAGAGAAAUGCCUGGUGCGAUCUGGACUGGUCCAUUUGUUAGACAAGUUAUGUAGUCUAGCCAAUCACAGGACAGACAGCUCUAACACAGAGACCCAAUCAACCAAUCAGAAAGUCUCUGCCAUGGCUUGGGCAGGAUUUCAGGUCCUUGCAAACCGCUGUGUUAUGUGGGAAACAGAGGAUGGCCUACACCUAGAACAGUUGGAACACUCUGGUCUAGCUCGCCAGGUGUCUGUGUUACUGACCAAUCAUCUAGCUCGUGCUACGGAGUGUAUAGGUAAUGAGGCUGCUGGCACAGAAGCCUUACAGGACGUACUCAGUCUCCUCAACAAUCUGUCUCGUAGUCGCAUGGGAAGAGCUAUCCUUAGCCAGCCAGCGUGUGUCUCCAAACUGCUCUCACUGUUGCUUGACCAAAGGCCAUCGCCAAAGCUGGUGCUGAUUAUAUUACAACUGUGUCGAGUGGCUCUUCCUCUGAUGAGUACACUAGACUGUGAAACAGUAGAAUUGCCAGCCUGGGGUCAGCACCUUUACUCCAGUCACUGGAGCUCAGCCAAGUCUAUCUCGGAUCCCCCAGCUAAAAUUGUCAGCCUCUUGCUGGCAAAACUCGGAGACUUCCUUGUUCCAGGAGACCAUGCAACAAUCUGUAGUCGACGCCCAUCAACUGACAACCUUCACCGUGGGGCAUCUAAUGGGGGUUUGGACAAGGACAAAGUGGAGGAUAGUGAUAUACAGGCUGGCAGACUGUCAGUAUUCAUACACAAACGGGAGGACCAACUGUCUCACGAGGUCAUACAGCCACUCCUUAGCUCAGACAAUCGCCCGUUCAGACUUGGUGGUACUGCCAACAUGGAGAGGGUGGUGCGUAUGGACAGAGAGAUGACAAAGUAUGGUAAAGCAGAGGUGACGACAGAAGAUGCAGGUAGCGCCUUAAAGAAGGCAGCCAAAUGGGCCCAGAUGGGGCUGGUGGUGUCAACAGGGCCACCCAUAGACACCCAGCAGCCAGAGCCACCUGCAGGGGACAAGAAGAAGACAGCCUUUGAGGUGGUGUGUAGGGAGAGGAAUUCUGAACUGGCAAGGACUGACCCAGUGAGACCGUUUAUCAGUGGACAUGUAGCUAACAGCAUGGCUGCUGAGGUGAUUGCUCUCCUGCAUGGUCUGCUGACUGCCCCAGAGACAAACACUGCCCAGUCCUGGGCAGAGGCUGUACAAAGGGUGUUGAACAACUCGUUAACAUGCCUUCCUUUGCUGUACUCUGGUCUGGAUGCCUUGGGUUCUCCUCGCACCAGCUGUAAACAGCUCAUGUCGAUGGCUAAGCUAGCCAAUGCCGCGCUGUGUGCUCUUGGUGGAUUCAAGGAGAUAAUAAAGCCAGGAUGUAAUGCAAGGGUGGUGGGGGCAGGUAUCCACAAUACCACAGGUACUGUAUUGAGUGUGUCGGAACAAACUGGUAUGGCUACUCUCCAGCUUGAUACCGACCCAAAUCUGAUGUACACACCUCGCUUUAGUGACACAAUACAAGUCCCUGUCACUCGACUACAACCAAUCAGAAACGAGAUCUACACUUCUCACCAAGUUCCUGUCACUGAAGCAGUUGUGAUGGCAAUCAAAGCCAUUUUGUUGCCCCAGGAUGACAACCAGUCACUGAUGCAGCAGUCACUGCCUAUCAAUGGAGACGGAAAUAGUCUGAACAACGAAACAUGUCGUGUGGUUGCCGAGCUACAGACACGUGCAUGCAUGGUGCUGGCAUCCUAUCUACAAGACAUUGAUUUCACCAAGGAAUUUAUACAGCACUGUGGAUCCACCAUAGAUGUUCUCAAGUCUCUCGCCAAGGACUGCAGUACAGGUGAUCGAUUACCAGUGAUAGAGUCUCACUGUACUCGUCUGAGGCUGCUGUACCGUGAUUGUGCCAAACCUCCUCCUCCACCAAGUAAGGUGGACACAAGAACAAACAAAGAAAUGAUCUGGGAUGCAGUAAGGACCUACCCCCCUGUCAGGGCUUGUGUCUUUUCCUCAGGGAUGACAGGUGUCACCUUUCUGGGUGACCCCAACACUGGCAGUGGUCUACCUAGAGGCACACUGUUGUAUGCUAACUUGCCCAUACCACUACAGGCACCAGCCUUUUACUGGGAGCUAGAGGUAUGUUCAUUUGGGGACAGCCAAGAGGAGGGAGGAGCUAUUAUAUCAUUUGGAUUUGCUCCCUCCGCUGAAAAGAAGGAUGGUGCUUGGACGAAUCCUGUUGGAACAUGUCUCUGUCUCAAUAACGGAAAGGCUGUACACUACAAUGGAGCCAGUCUGCUUCAAUGGAGGAGUGUUCGACUAGAUGUUUUCCUUAAUGCUGGUGACAUCGCAGGAAUUGGCUGGGAGAGGACAGGUGAUGCCCCCGCCCAUGGGCAGACUCCUCGGGGGCGGGUUUACUUUACACACAACGGUCAACGUCUGAAUGCUUUUAUGGACGACGUUUUAGGGGCUAUGUAUCCUGUUGUACAUAUACAAAAGAAGAAUACCAGAAUUCGUGCUAAUUUUGGAGCAAGACCAUUUGCAUUUGCGGAAGGCCAGCAGCACAGGGAUGCUGCAGAUGCUGCUGAUGAUCUAACCAGAGAGAUGAGAGAAAGCUUCGGCCAGCUGCCAUUCCAUUCUGCCUCUGACAGCGAGAGUGAUAGCAGCCUCCCAAACACGCCAGAAGCCACAACAGCCGAGGUGGUCAAAUCACCAACUGGCCCACCUUCCAAGAUGGCUGUCAUACCCAAAGCACAAAAAGAGUAUGAGCCUGAAGGAUGCCUACAGUACAAGUUGUUCAGUAGUUAUGAUAACUUUGUGACAACGGGGCCAGACCAGCGAGCUAACCCUGCCCCCCAGGAUGAUGAGUCAGAUGAGGACAUAGUCGAGGAUGAUCAGGGAUCUGAAGAUCACUAUGCUCUCCUAGUCAAGGCUUGGGAGCAGAAAGUGUUCCCUGUUAUACGACGACGCUUCAGGAAUGAAGCUGAACGUAAAGAUGGACUGGAACAAAUUAGAGGAGCUCUACAAUUAGGAAUGACAGACAUUGCCCGACAGACAGUUGAGUUUCUAUAUGAGGAAAAUGGCGGUAUCCCACGCGACCUACACCUGCCAACAAUAGACGACAUCAAAGAGGACCUUGCCAAAUUCACCAUAGAGCGAGUUAAGAAGGGAACAGCAGUAGUGAUAAGGAAUACCGCUGAAACAAGUACAGCAGGAACUACUGUGCUGCCAAAGUUUGCUGUCCGGAGCAUGUUGAGGACGUUUGGUCUCACUGGCACUGUGCUAGAUGUAGACAAUUCUAAUGAGCUGGUACAAGUGGAAACCUACUUGAGAAGUGAAGGUGUACUAGUGAGGUUCUGGUACCCCAUAGAUAUGUUAGAACGGCCCGCUCAAGGACUACGACGUUCAACCAUUACAGGGGGUCAAAUCAUGGACACCAGUAAUGUACACAUACACAAGGAACUUCUUCGAAGUGAAUCUGUAUUGGUGCGCAUGUACUGCAGGACUGCUCUACUCAAACUCAUAGAUCACUGUAACUCUCCAGCCAUGGAACUGGGGUCAUGUUCAGCAAGCCUUGGAUCAGGGAUGGCUGCAAGUGCUGCCCUACUACAGCAGUUGGACAUUGAAAACCUACAGCUGCUAUCCAAUGAGCUGUUGUGUGCUCCCCAGCCCCACGGCACAAUCAAGGCUUCCUCCCUCACCAUGGCCUCCUCGCUCCAACAAUGUCUGUCAAGUCAGUCAUGUCUGCUUACUCGUCUUCUCUACUGUGAUGAGGACAAACUCAAACGAGAGCUUGCAGUGGCCAUUGCACGGGCGGCCAAUCAGGGGGAAGAUUACCUCAUAGAACUGACCAAUCAACUGUGCUUGUGCUUACAGACUUCCCCAGAGAUGUUCCCAUAUGAAGAAUUUCCGGUGACUGAGGUCAAGGUAAACACGGACAUUGACUUUCCUGGGGCAGCUUGUCUGGUAGUGUCCUGUAAAACUGACCUUAAAGCUGCUAAGAAGGAUACAUCCUUGUACAAAUCUCCAUGGGCUCGAGUUUUCUCCUACACAGGCCAUCGUGUCAAGAAAACUGGUCAGGCAACCAAACAGGAAGUGGUUAGUUACCCAAGGGACACAUCAUCGACUAGUAAUCAAAAUGAACAGUAUACGCCUGCAAUUGUUCCAUGUGACCGUAUACACCUGAGAGUGGGUGUGUCCCCACCUCCUGGGGUACUGCUCACCAUCCACGCCCUUCCCCCACAAUUCCUACUGGCAGUAGCAUACAUUGAGACCCUGAUAUCCGACCGGUAUGGUUGUGGCACUCAUAGCUGUGGACCACAGGACAGUACAUCUCCUGAGGUCAGUAACAAAUCUCUUGCAGGCAAGGACAUGCAUGAGAGUCUGUGGAGUGUGGACAAUAUUGUGAUAACUCCUACUGUGUUCAGACACAUCAUAGAACUAGUGUGUCGACACCUAUGGACAAGUAACAUCCCAGCUCUAAUAAAGGAGUAUAUGUUCCACCUACUGGCCCAGUCUCUCCGCAUCCUCCACUACAGUGAGGGCACAAAUGGAUGCUCCCUUCCCACCCCCCAUCCCCACCUCAACACCACCCAAGGUGUGCUUGUACAACUCCAGGCAGAGCUUCAACGACUCUACGAGGAGGAAACAAAAGGCUGGCCCUCUGCAACACACUCUAGUGGUCAGGGCAUUGGAAUCGGUGUCAGUGACAAAGGUCGCUUCUCCACCUACUUCCAAGGUUUACUUGAGGUCAAUCUUGCAAUAGCAGAAGUCAAACACAAAGACAAUCCAAAGUCACCAUUAGGUUCUACAUCAUCAACAGAGGCUGGAGCUUCUAGCUCACUUCAUGCUCUUGGUAGUCCCACUUCUUCAGCCAAGAAGAAGAAGCUGAAGGCCAAACGAGAUAAAGAGAGAGGAGGUGCAGUGCCAAAGAGGACAGGUGGAAGUCCUCGAGUGAGUGAGAGUGAUGUUUCUACACCGAGUGCAAGUUCAUCCUCUAUGUGCACUGCCGAGUCAUCCUCCUCCACAAGUAACACUUCAGUCGUCCCCAGUACUAGUGGAGGUAGUCAGUCAGUCACCAAACCAGAGGAUAUGCUGUGGUUUCAUCGUGCCCUGACAGUCUCUCAGAUCCUCCGCUGUCUAGCCUUCAGCGAGAAACAUGGUGAAGGUGCUCUGGCUGCAGCGGUAUCUGAUGCUGCUCAGGUCUUGAAUUCUCCUUCUGCUCACAACCGUCUCCUAGUCAUCACAGGCAUCAACAGUGAGGUAGAUGCCGAGGUUAUAAAAUGUGCCAUACGCAGGGCCAGUAAACCAAGUGGUGGCAUUUACAAGGACGAUAUUUUCUUGCCAAAAGGCCGCCCUGGAAGGAAACUGGCUGAUGCUGAACCUUUACCUGGUGCAAGUGAUUUCACAAAACAGACAAAAGAGGAAGAUAAACCCACAAAGUCAGAGCCAUCAGUAAAAGACAUGAGCAAUGUCAAACCUGACCAGUUAUGUGGGUAUGCUGUUAUCAGUGUGUUGUCACGGGCAAAAGUGGAGGUGGUCCAGAAAGCUUUACUUAAGUGCAAGUCUCUGGUGGUGGCUACAUUACCAGAUCAGGAGGAUGUACAAGAUGUACCUGAGGAGAUCCUCUCAGUGGACACUGUUAACGCCUCCCUUAUUGCUGAGCGGGACGGCAACGAUGCUUUGGAGCACUACCUACAGUAUAUGUUCUUCAACAGUGACGACCAGAAAGAGAUUUCUGAUGCAGCCACUCUUGCCCUGAUAGAGAUAUUCCACAGCUGUUUUAUAAUGGAGCAGAAACAUGGUACAGGGGAAUAUAAACAAGAGUCUGGCUUUAUAUGUCUGGGUAAGGACCAGAUCCUACAGAACAUGCCUGAGAAUCUCCUCUGUGUUUUCUUCAAUCACAUUAAACCACCAAAGAAAUCCCUUGCUGAACAGGUGAUGCAGGUGCUUCGUCGCUAUGGCAUGGUGAAAUCACCUGACAAGGAAAUGUCCCCAGAUAAGAAUGGGAAGGGAAAGUCAGCCAAGAAGUCUCCUCGUUCUUCAAAGGAGAAGUUGGUGAUGGGAGUUGUUGAUAAGGCCAGUCACAAAGACCGAAAAAGUAAGGGGAAGGAUGGUGUAGAGAAAUCCUCUAAGGAAGCAGGGUCAUCAGACGCAGCAGCCAGGGGAAGCAAGUCAUGGUUACAUGAUGAUUCAAAGUACCUGACACUAGAUGGCUUCCUCCAGUAUGUACUAGAGAUGGCCAGGCAAGAUGUCCGAGCAGUCUGGAGGGCAUUCUUGUCUUGUGGAUUUGAUUUAAACUUUGAAAGGUGUGCCUGUUUGGACAAUAGCCAGGCCCAACAGAUGGCCAGUCAGUGGUCACUUGACAUGGACACUUCCCUAGUGCAAUACAUCAACGCCUUCUGUAGGAAACUUUCUGUGGCACCGUCACGUCUUCAUCCUCACGAAGUACAGUUAGCAGAAUCAGAUCUCAGUAGUGGCAUGUAUAGCUGUCUCCAAGGUGUUCCUGUGGAGAGUGUGCGUCUGAGAUUUGCUCUCCUUCAGUCCCUGAACAACACCUUGGAGACCUUCUUUCUGCCUUUGGUUGACCUUCGACCUGCCAACACCUGUAACCGCAGCACCGCUGCUCUGCUCUCUAAAGUCAGACAUCUCAUAUUCUAUGACUCCAAGAUCAACUUGAUUAACCGUGUCCUGAAUGCCACAACACAGCGAAAGCCAGACCAGGCUGCCCCUGAAGUUGUACUGGACCCUCUAGAAACAUUUAGUGGGGAGGAAAAGACAUCUGUGUCAACAUGGCUGUGUCAGGCGUUCAGACAGUUGUCAUCAGUACCCUCAAGUCAGCUCUGUGUGAGACUGGCAUGUGGAGGAGAUCCCACCUACUCCUUCAACGUGAGGCUUACAGGAGAAGAGGUACAUGGAACAAGUGGCUCCUUCCGUCAGUUCCUGUCUCAGGUAGCUAAAGAGUUACAAGGAUCACUUGUUCGGAUGUUGGUGCCGUGUAAUAGUACAAACAACAUGGGCAAACACAUCCUGAAACCCGGCUCAAUGACGUUCCCUGAGGAACGACUUCUGCAGUUUUUUGGACAGUUACUUGGGAUCACGAUGAGAGCUGACAUCCCUUUAGGUAUGGACCUGCUGAGCUGUUUCUGGAAGGUAUUGGUCGGAGUGAACCUUGACCCUGUUACUGACCUCCAGGAAGCUGACCAAAUAACUUACAACUAUGUGAAGAAAAUAGAAAUGUGUGAGUCAGAAGCUGAACUCCAGACAUUGUGUGCUGAUGUCUACCCAAGGUUUGUGUUCAACUCCCUGACAGGAGACGAGGUGGAACUGGUUCCAAGGGGUAACAAUAUACUGGUAUGUUGGGAGAACCGACAGGAAUACUUGGACGCUAUACGGUGUCUCAGGAUGCAGGAACUACAGUGUGAUGAGAGAGUACUGGCCCUCCAUUGUGGUCUGGCCUCACUCAUCCCCAUACAGUUACUUUUCCUCUUGUCUCCCCUUGACAUGGAGAUUCGUACCUGUGGUAUUCCAGUUGUUGACCUGGACUUUUUAAAGGCUCACACCAUGUACCAGGUGGGACUAAUGGAAACAGACACCCACAUAGAGUAUUUCUGGAAUACCUUAGAGGGUUUAAGUCCUGAUGACCUGUGUCGCUUCAUCAAGUUUGCCUGUAACCAGGAGCGGAUACCCCAGACAUGUCCCUGUAAGGAGGGUGGGGCUGAUUCCACACACGUACCUCCCUACCCUAUGAAGAUAGCUCCUCCUGAUGGGGCAGGUACACCAGACUCGCGUUACAUUCGGGUGGAGACAUGUAUGUUUAUGAUCAAACUACCACAGUAUUCCUCACAAGAAAUCAUGACCCAAAGAUUGUUGUAUGCGAUAAACUGUCGCGAGGACCCGCUCAGUGGCUGACCAAGCCGUGUGUGUGAUGAUUUGUUAUUCAUUGUUUGGUAGAAUGACUUUUAGACACCCUGUCAGUAUAGAUGUUUUAUAUAGAGACCUGUAUGUUUGUUACCAGGAAAAUAUUGUGGUGCAUAUUUUAGGAGAAUUUACUUGAAAAACGUCUCAUUUCUUUCUGAAAAAGAAUUGAUGGCAUAUGAUAUCUUGAUACAAAGUGAAAGGAAAACAAUUGACUUCUGUGAAAAGAAGGGAAUGUUGCUAUGACCAAUCUGUGUAAAAUGUGAUGAUGAGUCAAUAUUUGUGUAUGUUAAAAGGAAUGACAAGGUAGUUUUUGUGUAUGUUGAAAGUGAUGACUAAACAUAUUUUGUGUAUGUUGAAAGUGAUGACAAGACAAAAUCUGUGAAAGUGCAUCUUGCGCUUGCUGGUCAGAAUGAAGAAAAAAGUUUUUUUGUGAUAUUGGAUGUAAGAAUAAACUUGACCACUCUAAGUGGAGGCUGUGGAUUAGAGUCACUUAGCUGUAUUGCAAUGUGAACCGAAUCGGUGAGCUGUAUUGUGAUGUGAUCCGAGUCAGUGAACUGUAUCGUGAUCAGAUGAGUCUGACUGAUGUAUUGCAUUCUGAUACAAGUCAACCUAAUGUGAUGUGAUAUUGUGUGUUGCAACAUGUAACUGAAGGCAUUACAAUGGGAUGGUUUCUUAGUUUUCUUUCUAUAUUCUUGACUGCUGUUUGUUAUUUCUUGUUUGUUUAUGCUUGAUUUGACGUUAUUAUUCUAAAACACUAUGAAAUGUUAGUGAUUCCAAGUAACUUCAGGAAUAUGUUUUAUGUGACACCUCUCCAGACUAAGGAAACUUUCAUGUGAGGAACUGGACACAAAAGGUAUGAAAAUAUUUAAGACAGCAUAUAUAUUCUGUUACAUAAAGUGAAACAUUUCAGUCAUUUUCUAAAUGAAAUCCAUUUAUAGCAUUUAUCUUGGAAAUCAAUAAAAACAUUACCUGAUAUUGGAAUGCCAGAUCUGUAGUGUAGUUUUCCUCGAUACUCUUGAGGUUACACUCAAUAUUUACCCCUGGUUACAUUCGAUAUUGCUGUCUCUACCCCUGGAACAUAUCAUGGCAAAAUUGAAGGUUCUGUGUGCAACACCUUGUGGACAAGACAAGAAAACUAGUUUGAUCCUUUGAUAUACAUUAAACAAAUCUCAGGAUCACAUGACGGUAUGUCAUACUGGCUUUGAAGUUGGGUGUCGCUCUUUUGUAAUCUUCAAAUGAACAUAUCAGUCUGUAAUUGGUCAGUUUUUUCACCUGGAAUCAACUUUAGACUAAUCAAAAUUACUUCAUUUGUGCCUUUGAUUUCGCCAUGAAAUGUUUCAGGAAUGUAGAGCGAAAAUGAUCAUAACCCCUGGAGUAUUGAGGAUGUAAUAUAGUCUGUCUAUAUCUGUUGUAACUGUAGCCAUGACAACAUUAUUGGUGUGAUGUAUGUAAUCACAUGGCUGUUGUGCUGAGUCACUUUCGAUAUGUAGGAUACAGUCUGUUCAGAGUGGUAUCAUAACAUAAACCAACAGCAUUGAUGUUUCUUACUUCUGUGCUGUUUCUUACGUUUGUUGUGGGCUGUGUACUUUGGUCAUCAAUGGCUGGGUGCAACAUCUUCUUGACUUAUCACAUGGUUGACUGAACUUGACAGUAUGUUGUGAUAUGAUUGACCGAGCACCAAAAGAGUUUAAUCUGCAUUUAAAUUUUGAACAUAAUGUCAUGUUGUGCUUUGGUUGACUGAACACAACAGUAUGCUGUGCUUUGCUUGACCGAUUAAAACAAGUAUACAGUGCUAUAGUUGACUGGAGACAUUGAUAUGUUUUGCUAUUGUUAACUGAACUCACCAGUAUGUUGUGAUAUGGUUGACUAACACACCAGUAUGUUGUUACAUGGUUGACCGACACAUCAGAUUUUUGUUGUAUGGUUGAUUGAACACAUCUUAUACCAUGGUAUAGUUGACUGAACACAAGAGUGUUCGGUGAUAUGAUUGACUGAACACUCCUGUGUGUAGUGCUGUUUUCUUAAGCAUAACAUUAUAAUGGGGUCAGUGUUGUGUUCACACAUUAUAGUGUUGUGAAAUGUUUAGAAUUUAUUGAUAUGAAAGAUUUAAUUUAUUUGUAUGACGAUUCGAGUGAAAGGAGAUCACUCUGUUUAUAAAGCAUGUUUGUAUCAUUAAGUGUGUACUGCCAAGUGGGGAUCACAAUGAAAGAUAAAGUUUGGCACAAUUUACUAAUGUUUUAGUUAGACUUAUCAAAUUCAAGGAGAAUGCUCAUAUAUAUUUUUUUUGAAUUUGGUAAUAGAUGUGACAAAUCAAUAUUUGAUUUUCCUAAAUGUAUUGUUAGUAACUAAGAAGAACCUAGAUUAUAUAUGAUAUUGACACCUGUUUUGAUAGGUCUCACACUGCAUAAAGUUGCAUUUAAGUCUACUCUGUAGCUACAUAUCUCAAUAAUUGAUUUAACUGCGGGAGAUAAAUAUAAAUCAAGAUUAUCUGUAUUGAUGGAGGGAAAACUGUUGUCAUCUUUUUCUGAUGUCAUGAGAUGUAACCUAUCUUAGGAUAUUAGGGGAGAUAACUCCAGUUCUUCAAUAACGGGGAGGUUAAAAACACCACUGCAGUUAUAUCAAGGGAGGUAAUUCUUGGGUAUAUUAUAUUUGACUUACUAUGCCUUUUAUACGUUUACUUUACUUCCAAAUAAUUGUUGUCAUGGUAAUGUAUUAUCAUUAUAAAAGAUAUUAAAUAUCUUAUAACUG